Guillardia theta CCMP2712 is the source of this 1164-nucleotide messenger RNA. RefSeq lists its product as hypothetical. Gene Ontology annotation, biological process: peroxisome organization. The coding region runs from base 28 to 1089 and encodes 353 amino acids. The transcript has 5 exons. NCBI's taxonomy places the organism in Eukaryota, Cryptophyceae, Pyrenomonadales, Geminigeraceae. Gene Ontology annotation, cellular component: peroxisomal membrane. The record is from RefSeq and is a predicted model, not a curated record.
GGACGGGAACCUACAUGGCGGGAAGUAAUGAGAGCUUCCUCGUCGCUUGCACCUCAACUCGUAGACUAUCUCCGACUGGGAACGCUGCUAAUGCCGGACAACAGUGGUGGCGAGGUCUCGUCGGAGGGGUUGCACACAUGCGUAUCUGUCAUAUCUCUUUACUCAGACGUCAUAGAGAGCAGUAGAGGAAAUGCUCUAACACGGUGUAAGAUGCAACGUCGAUCAGGAUUUAUCUCAAACUCCAAGAGCGAAGUUCUCCUAGAAUUUAUUCGGCGUUUCGAGUUGAUCUCUGAGAUGCUCUGCGAUCGAGCCCUGGCUAAUCGGAAAUUUAUGCUCCUACUUAUCAUCGAAUUAGCAAAGGCCUGUUGUAAGAUACAAAACUGCAGGAAAGGCCGAGAGAUAAACUACCGCUCCGAUAGUCUUGGGCUAACAAGGGCACAUCGUUUCCAGCUCUCAUGGUCACAUGUGGAUAUACAGCGAUUUAGAUGGUGGCUUGCUGGAUCGAGCAUUCAUGCUCUUCGCCCAGUUGUGUACCUGGCCCUUAUGCAGAAGUUUGGCAACAAGUCAUGGAUUCCAUGGAUAACCUCCUUCUUUAUCGAUGCUCUUUCAGAAGCUCUGUCUACUCACCCAAACUUCCUUUCAAAGCAAACCAUCAAGAAUAUGUCACAUCAGAGCUUUCAAGGUUGUACCGUCGCUGAUGACUCCAACAAACCCAAGUCCUACGGAACGAAGGAAAUGGAUACUUCACGUGAGCCACAAUCGUCUGAGGCAUCUGAAUUGGACCUUCAAGCUGUUGUGGACGAUGAACCAAGAGUAGAGGGAACAAGAAGGGAAAUGAAGGACUUGCACCGGCUGCAGAUGAGGGCUGCAGCAAUCGAGCUCAUACUUCAAAAGGAAAUCCAGAGGCGCCGUGGUCUACUUCUGCUUUACCUCUUCAGGCCUCCAGUGUUCCAGACUCUCCUCGUGCCUCUGAUCAAGCUCCUGCAAAGGCUGACCUCAAGAAUACCAAUUUUGGGUGCUCUGAUAGGAGUUCUCCUCGAGAUGCUGAUGUCUUUGGGAAGAUACUAUUUUUACACAGCUGGUACGUAGACUGCGUCCUUGAUGAGAUUCACUAGAGUUGUAUUGAAAUAUCACAUUCAUAUGAUUCCAUAUCUGAAAAGAUCA